GUUAUCUGCUGACUGUAAUGUCAACAGUACCUGAGCAUCCAAUAUCCUGUGUGUGUGUGUGUGUGUGUCCUGUCAUCAUCAUCUCAGCAGGUGACUGACAGGUGCACCAUGGCAACGCUGCCUCUGGAGACACACACACACACACACACACACACACACACACACACACACAGAGGCUCAGCAGGACACGCCUCCCUCAGUCCGUCCUCAGACUCAGAGCUGAUCAGACUGAUGGUCUCAGAUCAGAUUUAAACGACAACUGUGAAGAUCAAAGAAAUCAUCAAUCGACAGCAGCAACAUCUGCCGAUCAUCUGGUUUGACCUUUGACCUCUGAUUGGCUGUUGGGCUCUGUUGCCUCUGAAAAACGAGAGGAUUCAUGAUGUGACUUGUUCCCAGGACUUCCUCAGACUGUGGUUCCUCUGCUGGAUUCUCCCUUUCCUGGACAGGUUCAGACUCAAAGCUGAUCACAUCUCCGUGGUGACAGAGAUCAAACCGGCCGGUCUGUUUAUAUCAGAACAACACAGGUCUGUUGUUACUGUCAGGUUUCUAAGGACACAUUCUGAAACGAUCGGCCUGGACGAGCUGCAGUGAAGAGGCGAGCAGCAGCUGUAACAGAUCUGCUGUUCUUCUGUGACUCAUCUAACCUUAAACCAUGCUGAUCACAUCUCUGUGGUGACUGAGGUCUGUUUAUACCAGGUCUGGACCUCAGGCGUCCACAGUCCGGUGUCGUCAGCGUCGGGUUCAGACGACCUGAUUCGAAGAGAUUUGAACUUCGUCUUGGAGCCAAAGGAAGCACUUCACUCCUGAAACAGCAGUGAGACUCAUAACCUCAGGUUUCUCUCAACAGUCGUCAAGCGUUGAAAAGUAAUUAUAUGAUUUUAAUUGUUUCACAAGCUGCAACAGCAGAAAUAAGGAUAAGAAAUCUGAGAAACAAGUUUGAAUAGAAACUUUGAUGUCAGUUUCUCCACAGAGCGCUGAGCAGGAGGUGGAGGACAUUUCACUCGUCUACUUUCUGCAUGUUUAUGAAGGAGAUCUGUUGUCCAGGAUAUCUUCACAUGUUCAGAGCAAGACGAACAUUAUCACCACACGUCUUUGCUGCAGUUUCACCUCCUGCCUUUUACUGUUCCAUCCAGGUGAAUUAUUGUAUUUCCUGCCUGAGGUGUGACAGGUAUCAUUACCAAACACUCUCCAUUAAAUGUGACUAAAUGAAUCUCAACAAACUAACACUGGGAUCCAUCUUUAUUUCUGUUUCUCUCCAGAUGUGACUGUGGUCAGUUGCUCCCAGCCUGACGAGCAGGACGCAAAUCACACAGAUUAUCAAAUUACCUCUCGUUUCUAGAGCUUUCACCCAUAUCUCAUGGCCUUCUUCAGUAGAUGGAGUUGAUCAGUUGUCGUGGAGAUAGUCCGGUUGUUAAAAUGUGAUUACACAUGUUGACUUGAAAGUUGGGAGUUUUCUCAGAGCAGCACCUGGUGGACAUUAGAGGAACUGCAGCACAACGGUUUCCUGCUGCUUCUGGACAGUAAGGUUGUAUAAAAGAGUCCUCUCAUGUCCCGUUUGAGCUGUGACGUAAUCAGUGACACACUUCCUGUCCUGUGAAGAUGGUGAACGCUCUGAGGACGCUGUACGCCGCUCUGAUGGCUCUGUCCAGCAUGGCCUCCGUCUGUGGGAACCUCCUCCUCCUGGUUGUGCUCCUCCUGAACAAGGAGCUUCGGUCCGACACGCUGGGCCUUGUCCUGAGCUUCAGCCUCAGCGACCUGGCCCUUGGACUCUCCACCAUCCCCUUCGGAGCCCACAACAGCCUCUCCCAGCCCUCUGGAUAUCCCAGCGAGGGCGCCUUCUGUCAGGGCAACGGCUUCAUCUUCCUCCUCCUGCAGACUUCCUCCAUCCACUCGCUCACCUGGGCGACUGUGGACAAGUUCACGGAGAUCUGCUUCGCCCUCAGCUACCGCAGCAUCUGGACGGCCGGCCGGAGCCGGGUGGUGCUGGUCCUGGUCUGGCUGUUCUGUCUGGUCGCCGCCACCCUGCCCCUGCUGGGGUUCGGCAGCUACGUCUACAGCGAGUCGAGGUUCCUCUGCUGUCCCAGCUUCACACCUGAGAACAGGUACUUUGUGGUGCUGUGGAUGCUGCUGGGAAUCGUGGCACCGAUCUUCACCAUGUGCUCUCUGUAUGGAUACAUCGUCUACGUGGCCAGGAAACAGGCCCGGAGGGGAACCUUCAUGUGCAAUGAGCUGCACUGCUUCUAUGUCCCUGCCAACAAUUACCUGAGGAGCUCCAUUGUCAUGGUUACAACCUCAGUGUGUUUGCUGGUCUGCUGGCUGCCAUACAUCUCAGUGUGUUUGUAUGAGACGUUCAGCGGUCAGCAGAGUCCGGCUGUGACCUCCGCCCUCUCUGCCUGGCUGGUUCUGACCAGCGCUGCCCUCAACCCCUGGAUCACCUGCAUGACGCAGACGUACGUAAGACUCAGCAAAUGCAAAGGCUGUAAACAGUCUAUGCUGCUUCAUGUGAGGUGGUUCCAUCACAGAGUAUUAGUUAGAUUUGCUGUGAAAGAACCAUUCAAACUCCCGUCUGUCUGUUCAUGUGUCUCCAGUAGGUACAGGGCAGCAGUGCGUCAGAGCAUCGGCAGGUUUAUUCGAAGGUGUCCAUGUUCUGGGACAUGCCCACAGAGCUCCACCCUCCACCUGCACACAACCAAUUGCAUCAGCGUGACGACGACGUCAACACGUCCUCUGUCAUCUCCAAAAACACCGGUACCAACAGCACCAUGACCAAUGUGAUCCACAGCCACCACUGUGACAUCUUCAUUAGACAGAAACACCUGCCGUAUCUACAGGAACAGGCCGAACUGUGACCGUUAGAGUGCAUUUUAGGAAAUAUAGUUCCUCCUUCCAUUUUUAGUUCAUUUGAUUUAAAGACAAUCCUUCUCCACUACAUUCAAAAAAUUGAUUCCAGAGGAGAUAACAAAGACAGUUAGCUGACACCUGCAUCUUCUCCUCUGAAGUUAAUACUCUCUUUACUUUCACACCUCCACCCACCUGGAUCAACACUGCAUCAACCCCAACCCCUACAUUUCAGCUUCAGAGAGGAUAUUUCACACACUGUUCAAUAAUGACAGACUUAGUGAAACUAUUGUAAUAAAGUGACUAUUGAUGUAAUUUAUUGAAUCAAAAUGUGGAUUUAAUGUUAAGUUACUGGUGAAUCUCACUGUGACCAACUGGAGCUGUAAAAGCCAAAUAAAUCUCAACCACAGCAGUUUAACAUGUAAGGAAACUGAAAACUCAGGUUGUAAUAAGUAUUUAUAUAAUAAUAAUCACAAUAAAUGGAUAUAACAUGGUCUCACAUGGUGUCAGUCAACAUGGUGCUUUUUUGUCUCGAUUGUUCAGAUAAAUUUUAAAAACCUUUAUCAUUUCCUACUCCUUCUGUUUAUGUGCAAAUUACUGUUCCCAGAACUCUGAGUCCAGACCUCUAUGAGUCCAGACCUCUACAGGUCCAGACCUCUGUGAGUCCAGACCUGUGUGAGUCCAGACCUCUACAACGAGUCCCCAGAUCUUCGCAGAUUUUCCUUUCCUGCUCCCUCUGUUGAUGUGUAAACUGAGGUUUGUUUAUAUUGUGAUUUUCUAUUCAUUAACCAUUUGUUUAUUAUCAGUAUUGUCAAUCACUGAGCAGCUUCAGACUGAUCUCAGAGCAGCUGUUGACCUGUAAUAAACCAAACUUGAGUCUGUAUACACGUCAGAGGUCAGGUGA
Molecule: messenger RNA, 3742 nt
Organism: Lates calcarifer (barramundi perch)
Lineage: Eukaryota; Metazoa; Chordata; Actinopteri; Centropomidae
Product: histamine H2 receptor-like
Exons: 2
Coding region: 1600-2766 (388 amino acids)
Biological process (GO): G protein-coupled receptor signaling pathway
Cellular component (GO): membrane
Molecular function (GO): G protein-coupled receptor activity
Source: RefSeq, a predicted model, not a curated record